Messenger RNA from Apus apus (common swift), 7732 nucleotides. RefSeq names its product mediator complex subunit 1 (gene MED1). The record is from RefSeq and is a predicted model, not a curated record. Gene Ontology annotation, cellular component: mediator complex. The transcript has 17 exons. Bases 150 to 4901 code for a protein of 1583 amino acids. Gene Ontology annotation, biological process: regulation of transcription by RNA polymerase II; cellular response to thyroid hormone stimulus. Gene Ontology annotation, molecular function: nuclear retinoic acid receptor binding; transcription coregulator activity; nuclear thyroid hormone receptor binding. Lineage: Eukaryota; Metazoa; Chordata; Aves; Apodiformes; Apodidae.
GGAGGGAUGGCGGCGGCCGCCGCCGUGUGAGGCCGCCCCGGAGCGGCUGGGCCGCGGCCCCCGGGCCUCCCUCCCGGCCUGCCCGCCUCCCGCCUGCCGUGACACCGGCUCCAAGGCCCGUCCCGGGCCGCCCGUCCCCUCCCCGCGGCAUGAAGGCGGCGCCGAGCGGCGCGGAGGAAACGGAGAAGCUGAAUAAGAUGAGCACCCUCCUGGAAAGGCUUCAUGCAAAGUACAACCAGAACAGACCUUGGACAGAAACCAUGAAGUUAGUCCGGCAAGUCAUGGAGAAGCGAGUGGUGAUGAACUCAGGGGGGCACCAGCACCUGGUGAGCUGCUUGGAGACUCUGCAGAAGGCGUUGAAAGUAUCUUCCCUGCCUGCCAUGACAGAUCGCUUGGAGUCCAUAGCCAGGCAGAACAGCCUUGGAUCUCACCUUAGUGCAAAUGGCACUGAAUGUUACAUCACUUCAGACAUGUUCUAUGUGGAAGUCCAGUUAGAUCCUACAGGGCUGCUGUGUGAUGUCAAGGUGGCUCACCAUGGAGAAAACCCUGUGAGCUGUCCCGAGUUGGUGCAACAUCUGAGAGAGAAAAAUUUUGAUGAGUUUUCAAAGCAUCUCAGGGGACUUGUGAACCUGUAUAAGUUGCCAGGAGACAACAAACUUAAAACUAAAAUGUACUUAGCUCUGCAGUCCUUGGAGCUGGAUCUCUCAAAAAUGGCAGGGAUGUACUGGCAAGCCACCAACGCAAACCCCCUGGACAAAAUCCUUCAUGGCAGUGUUGGCUAUCUCACCCCCAGGAGUGGAGGUCUUCUGAUGAACCUCAAGUAUUACGUCUCACCCUAUGAUUUGUUUGAAGAUGGCACUGGAGCCCCUGUUAUUUUGCAUGAGAACAAUGUUCCUCGAGCUCUGGGUAUGAACGUGUCUGUGACAGUUGAGGGAACCAUGGCCAUGUACAAGCUUCCCAUUGCCCCCCUGAUCAUGGGCUCCCACCCAGUGGACAGCAAAGGGACUCCCUCUUUCUCAUCAAUCACCAGUGCCAACAGUGUGGAUUUACCAGCGUGUUUCUUCCUGAAAUUCCCACGUCCCAUUCCAGUGUCUCGAGCUUUCAUUCAGAAGCUUCAGAGCUGCACAGGUAUUCCCUUGUUUGACACACCACCAACGUUUGUACCCCUGUAUGAGCUGAUCACACAGUUUGAACUAUCCAAGGAGGCUGAUCCUCUGCCUUUGAACCACAACAUGCGUUUCUAUGCAGCUCUUCCAGGACAGCAGCACUGUUACUUUCUGAACAAAGAUGCCCCUCUCCCAGAUGGAAGAAGCCUUCAGGGAACUCUGAUCAGUAAAAUCGCCUUCCAGCACCCCGGGAGGGUCCCUCUGAUCCUCAGCCUGAUCAGACACCAGGUCGCCUACAACACCCUCAUCGGCAGCUGCGUCAAGCGCACGGUCCUAAAAGAAGAUUCUCCGGGGAUCCUGCAGUUCGAGGUGUGUCCUCUCUCUGACUCCUGUUUCAGUGUAUCCUUUCAGCAUCCUGUGAAUGACUCCCUGGUGUGUGUGGUGAUGGAUGUACAGGACUCUACCCACGUGAACUGCAAGCUGUACAAGGGGCUGUCUGAUGCUCUUAUCUGCACAGAUGAUUUCAUUGCCAAAGUUGUUCAAAGAUGUAUGUCCAUUCCUGUCACCAUGAGAGCAAUUCGUAGAAAAGCAGAAACCAUUCAAGCAGACACCCCAGCCCUGUCCCUCAUUGCAGAGACAGUUGAAGAUAUGGUGAAGAAAAACCUUCCCCCAGCCAGCAGCCCCGGGUAUGGCAUGACCACAGGCAGCAACCCCAUGAGUGGUACCACUACCCCAACAAACACUUUUCCUGGGGGGCCCAUCACUACUUUGUUUAACAUGAGCAUAAGCAUGAAAGAGAGGCAUGACUCGGUGGGCCAUGGGGAGGACUUCAGCAAAGUGUCUCAGAACCCUAUUCUCACUAGUUUGUUGCAGAUCACAGGGAAUAUGGGGUCUACCCUUGGCUCAAGUCCAACCCCUCCCCACCACACACCACCACCAGUAUCCUCACCAGCAAGCAACACCAAGAACCACCCCAUGCUCAUGAACCUUCUUAAAGAGAAUCCUCCUCAGGAUUUCUCCACUCUCUAUGGGAGCAGCCCCCUGGAAAGGCAGAACUCUUCCUCUGGCUCCCCCAGGAUGGAAAUGGGCCCUGGGGGGAAUAAGCAAAAGAAAAAAAAAUCCCGCAUCCCGGCCGACAAGCCCAAGCAUCAGACUGAGGAUGAUUUCCAGAGGGAGCUCUUCUCAAUGGAUGUUGACUCCCAGAAUCCCAUUUUUGAUGUCAACAUGACUGCAGACACCCUGGACACCCCCCAUAUUACUCCAGCACCCAGCCAGUGCAGCACUCCUCCCACCACCUACCCCCAGCCCAUCCCUCACUCACAGCCCAGUAUCCAGAGGAUGGUUCGACUUUCCAGCUCCGACAGCAUCGGAGCCGAUGUCACCGAUAUCCUUUCGGAUAUAGCAGAGGAGGCUUCCAAGCUGCCCACCACUAAUGAGGACUGCCCACCCAUUGGUACUCCAGUCAGAGACUCCUCUAGUUCAGGACAUUCACAAAGUGCCCUCUUUGACCCAGAUGUGUUCCAGAACAACGCCAGUGAGAACCCCUACACAGACCCUGCAGACCUGAUCGCAGACGCUGCCGUCAGCCCCAACAGCGACUCCUCCAACCAUUUCUUUCCGGACGGGGUAGAUUUCAACCCUGACCUGCUGAACAGUCAGAGUCAGAGUGGCUUUGGGGAGGAGUACUUUGAUGAGAGCAGUCAGAGCGGAGACACCGAUGAGUUCAAGGGCUAUGCAUCCCAGGCCCUGACCACCUUGGGGGUGCAAGUCUUGGGGGCUGAUGGGGGGGAAAAUAAGUUUAAGGGGAGCAAUCAGUCGGACACGGUGGAUUUUAGUAUUAUUGCGGCUGCCAGCAAAGCACUGGGGUCCUCUGACAUCAUGGAGCAUCACAGUGGAGGUCAGAGCCCUUUGCUGAAUGCAGGGGAUUUAGGGAAAGAGAAGUCUCAGAAGCGGGUGAAGGAGGGGAACGGUUCUGGAAGUAACUUGGCAGGUCCUGGGAUAGAUGGGAAGCCAGGGAAGCGCAGCCGGACGCCGUCCAGUGAUGGGAAAAGCAAAGAGAAACUUCCAAAGCGGAAGAAGCAGGAGACAGAUGGGAAAUCUCCAUCUCACAGUUCAUCCAACAGGCCUUUCACGCCACCAGCAAGCACAGGUGGGUCCAAAUCUCCUGGGAGUUCAGGCAGGUCUCAGACUCCUCCUGGUGUAGCUACUCCUCCUAUUCCAAAAAUCACCAUUCAGAUCCCAAAAGGAACAGUGACUGUAGGGAAACCAUCUUCACAUGGCCAGUAUACAAGUAGUGGCUCUGUCACCUCCUCCAGCAGCAAAAGCCAUCAUAGCCAUUCUUCCUCCUCCUCCUCUUCUUCCUCCUCUUCAACCUCAGGCAAAAUCAAGAGCAGCAAAUCAGAAGGGUCUUCGGGCUCUAAGAUGAGCAGCAGCCUCUACUCAAGCCAGGGCAGCUCGAGUUCAGGCCAGUCCAAAAGCUCAGCUCAGUCAGUGGGAAAGCCUGGAUCCUCCCCCAUCACCAAACAUGGCCUCAGCAGUGGUUCUGGAAGUACCAAGAUGAAGCCUCAAGGAAAGCCAUCAUCACUCAUGAACCCUUCCAUGAGUAAACCAAACAUCUCUCCAUCUCACUCUAGACCUUCAGGAGGUUCUGACAAACUUGCUUCUCCCAUGAAACCUGUCCCAGGUACUCCCCCAUCAUCUAAAGCAAAGUCACCCAUCAGUUCUGGUUCUGGAGGGUCCCAUAUGUCUGGGACUGGAUCAAGCUCCAGUAUGAAAUCAUCUUCAGGAAUGGGAUCCUCUGGGUCUAUGUCACAGAAACCACCUCCUUCGUCAAAUUCCUCAACGGCAUCUUCAUCUUCCUUUUCAUCUAGUGGGUCUUCCAUGUCUUCAUCUCAGAACCAGCAUGGAAGUUCCAAAGGCAAGUCUCCAAGCAGAAACAAGAAGCCAUCUCUGACUGCAGUCAUAGACAAACUUAAACACGGGGUUGUCACUAGCGGGCCUGGUGGAGAUGACCCAAUGGAUGGACAAAUGGGGCCAAGUUCCAAUUCCUCAAGCCAUACCAUGUCCUCCAAACACAAUAUGUCUGGAGGUGAGUUCCAGGGCAAACGUGAGAAGAGUGACAAAGAGAAAUCCAAAGUCUCUGUUUCUGGAGGAUCUGUUGACUCUUCCAAGAAGACUUCAGAUUCCAAAAGUGUUGGAAGCACUGGAGUGGCCAAAAUUAUCAUCAGCAAACACGACGGCGGUUCCCCAAGCAUUAAAGCCAAAGUAACCUUGCAGAAACCUGGGGAAGGAGGUGGGGAUGGCCUCAGGCCUCAGAUGGCUUCUUCCAAGAGCUAUGGAUCCCCUCUCAUCAGUGGAUCUACCCCGAAACACGAGCGCUGCUCUCCCAGCCACAGCAAGUCACCAGCCUACACCCCCCAGAACAUCGACAGCGAGAGCGAGUCUGGCUCCUCCAUCGCAGAGAAGUCCUACCAGAACAGCCCCAGCUCUGAUGAUGGCAUCAGGCCUCUGCCCGAGUACAGCUCAGAAAAACACAAGAAACACAAAAAAGAGAAGAAGAAAGUGAAAGACAAAGACCGGGACAGGGAUCGGGAUCGGGAUAAAGACAGAGACAAGAAGAAAUCUCACAGCAUGAAGCCAGAGAGCUGGUCCAAGUCCCCCAUUUCAGCUGAGCAGGCUCUCUCCAUGAGCAGCAGCACAAUCCUUUCAGCUGAGCGACCAUCCCGGGCCAGCCCUGAGUUUUUAAUCGGGGAAGAAGACGAUGAUCUCAUGGAUGUUGCUCUAAUUGGCAAUUAAUUUUCUUAGCCUCUUUAAAAGAUGAGUUGGAUGCAGGACCUGCGGGUUCUGGAGAUGGAAAGAUAGGAACCGUUCAUCACAAACCUGCCACAGGGAUUAUUGUGGGGUGUGUUUGAAGAGGAAACAAACAAAAAAGUAUUUCCAAGAAUCUCCAAAGUCUGAGCAGAGUGUGGAGCCAGCAGGUCAUUCAGCACAGCAGGCUCUGACUGCAGCCUUCACCCUGCAGGCACUUCCACUCCUUCUGCAUUGAUAAGUAUUAAUGUCCCCAUGGGAGCUGGGGAGUGUGGGAGCAGCCCCUGGACUGGGGCACCUGGAAACACUGGCUGUUCAGGAGGGUCCAUGUUCCUCUGCUCCUCUUCCCACUCAGAAUAAGUUGCUUUUGUUUUUAGGAAGUUUUAAAGGAAUUAUUUUAAGGUCAGGUUUUAUUGUUUUUGAAAAGGUGGAAGGAAAGGUCAGGAGGAAGAAAAAACACCUUUUUUUUUUUAAUUUAUUUUAUUUUUGUGGCAUUUCUUCCUUCCAUGCCUGGUGCAGUGCAGUGCUGAGGAGCUUCACCUCCCUCUGACAGGAGCUGCUCUGCAGGAUCGGGUGCUCUGUCCUGGUGGAUCUCAGCAUGUUAUUCCUGGUCACAGGGGUGAAGGAUCACUGUCCUGCCCUUGGCUUCCUGUUCAUUUUAGCUAUUUAUUUGUGUCCAUGUCCCAGUGCCUUGUGCUGCCUGUCCUCACACAGCCUCUGGUUUAACUCUACAGUGCCCAGAGGGACCUGGGAAUUUGAGUAGAGCCCAUGAAUUGGGGCAGGGACUUGUGCAGCCACUGGGGCUUCGGUGACAUUGGUGACAUUGUGGCACAUGGAGCAAGCCUCAGUGGACCAGGGACUCCACCAGGUUCCUUCUCUCAGCCUGGAGCUUCCCCCAAGGCCCCUGAUGCUGCAGGUGUCAAGUGACAUCCUGGUACCAUAGACACUUGGGAGCCACACUUAAUUAUCCACUACAAAUACUUCCAAUAAUGUGGAUAGAGCAGCUUGUGUGUGUUCAGCAGGCCUUGUCACAAUCUGCUCCUGAUCCUGAACCCUUCAGGGCUUCAUUUUGGGUUUUGCUUUAUUUUCUUUCAACUCCCAGACAUCCUUGCAGUGCUGUCCACAGGUGGUGCCUUCUCUCCUGGGGAGGUGUUAGCCAGGCAGCAGGACCAGCCCUGUCCUGGUGUCAUCACCAGCACUGCUGGAAAAACAGCCCCAGUCUGGUCCAUCUGGGGAGGACCUGCAGCAGGUGCAGUGGUUUCCUUAACCAGAUGCAUUUCCCCCCCUUUUGGCUGGAAUUAAGAGCAUGACUCAGGCAUCCUCUGUGGUCUUAUCUUGUGGUCCCUGAAAGGAAAAGAGACUCAGGAGAGCAUUUUAUUUUUAAAAGCAGUUAAAUCUGAUUAUAGGAAGAGGAAUGUGGGAAAUCAGGAGGCCUGUGAACAGAUCUCUGGAAUGACUGAGCAGGAUCCCACUCCCCUUGGGUUUUGCUGUUGAUUCUUGGAGGAAAGGACUUUCCCUGUGGGAAUGAGACUUAUUUUGCUUUUGGGGAUGCAGUUUGAAAGGAUCUGGAGGAUUUUGGUUUCUUUCAAACCACAGGGAUUGCCAGUCCUGCUCAUGGUCUGACUCCAGGCAAGUCAUUCCUUUUCCAGCUGAAUCAAAACCCUAGCAAGGCUGGUGUCUUUUCCAUAGGGUGGGAACUACCCGGUUAAUUUUGGGCAUUUCUCACCUCUUUCUCCUGCCUUCAACUUCAUUCCAGAGCUCCUGAGGGAGCCUGAGUUUCCCCAAAGCCCUCCCUGGCUCUGGGGACCUCACCUUGAACUUCCACUGUCCAUCCUUUGCUCCUUGUGCUCUGUAUCCUGUGGCUUCCCCCUCGCCAUCCUUGUGUGCUGAGAUGAUAGGAAAAACAAUCCGUGAGUCUAAACCUGGAGCAACAGAUCUGGAUCUUACCCAGCGUGGGAAUCGUGUGACUCUGGGGUGUCUACAGAGGAUGUAGGAAACAUGGCACCAGAGGAGCUGAUCCUGGGACCCUCCAGCAGCUCGGGGCAGACUCAGAUUGUUGCCUCAUGGAUUUUGAAGUUAAUUUGUUUUACAAAAGCCUUUUGAUCUGUUCGGGCCGGUGUGAAGGCAGGAACAGCCUUUGGAAAGGAGUGUGCUCUUCAAGCUGGGUCACAGUUGUCAUUGAGGUUGGAAAAGACCGUGAGGAUCAUCGAGCCCAGCCCUAAAUCAGGGUUUCAUGGACACGUGGUACCUGGCGUUGUGUUUUACUGGUGUGUAACAGGAAAAGUGGGAAGGAAACAGCUCCAGCAUCCACACAGAAAGACAUUUUAAAGAGCCACUCGCCUCUCCCCUCUAAGACCAAAGUGUGACAUCCAGAAUUCCUCCUGGGAAGGCAAACAUCCCCAGAGCUCUGGGAGGACAGUCCCCAGGUCACAGCUUUUCACCCCAUUCCGGUGCCCUGUCCCCUCCUCCUGUGACAUAAAUCAUGAGAGAAAGAGGCUGGAGCAGCCCCUGUCUGUGCAUGGCAGUGAAUGCUCUGUCUCUGAGAAAAAAAAAUGUUCUAUUUUUUAAAUAUUUUUGCUGUUUUUUCGAUGGUCCUUGGACAUCUUUCAGUAUUGGAAAGAUUGAAAGAGGUGUAAAGGAAAUAAAAAGCCAAACCUUUUAAUCUCAGGUGCGGGGGGCUGUGGAGAUUAAAAGCGAAUGGUUCUUUCUUGCCUGCUCGGGAUGUAAAUACCUGGGAUUUUUGUACGUCCUGUCACCUUCUUUGGGGAAUGCGCCGCAGAACGUGUUGAUUCACAUGCAAAUAAAUCUCUUUGGUACCA